AUGGCAACGACGGUCCUCCCCCAGAAAAGAGUUCUUGGCGAGUCCAAGACUCGCCAGAACAUUCCCUCGACGCCCUCAGCCGCGAAGAAGCGCAAGACUGGCGAUUUCGGCUCCUCGCCCGCGACCGCGCGGAUCCCCAGUUCGCAACGUGGCCCUCGAAGCAAGAUGCCUGGAUCUAGUCAGCCCAAGAGCGCCUUUGAGUCCGAGGUGCUCGAAAAGCUCAGCCAGGAUAUCUCGUCCGCGAAGCAGAACAGCGCGGACAAGGACCAGAGCUGGGACCGGCCGCCGGUGGAAGACUUUGUCCCCGCGCGGGACGCCUUGGUCUUCCAGAGCAUCGAGACGGAAGAUGGUACGCUGCACGGGGGCCGAGCGACGGUGAAGCUGUUUGGCGUCACGGAAAAGGGCAACUCGGUCAUGCUGCAUGUGACAGACUUCAAACACUACCUCUACGUGGCGGCCCCGGUGUCCUUCCAACCGCAGGACUGCCCGGCGUUCAAGGCGUACCUCGAGACGCAGGUUGCGCAGCACCAGCCUGCGAUCCACUCGGUGCAGCUGCUCAUGCGGGAGAGCAUGUACGGCUUCCAAGGCAAUGUGACGAAUCCGUACCUCAAGAUCACGGUGACGGAUCCCAAGUACAUCACCAAGGUGCGGAUGCUGAUCAAGGACGGCAACGCGAACUGGAAGGGCAUGUGGAAGGCUGUCGACGGCGGUAUCAUGACGUUUGACAACAUCCAGUAUGUCCUGCGCUUCAUGGUGGAUACCAAGUUGCAAGGCAUGGCCUGGGCAGAAGCCCCGGCGGGCAAGUACAAGCUCAUCCCCGACCACAUUCGACAGUCCAACUGCCAGAUCGAGGCCGAAGUCGACUACCGCGACUUUAUCGCACACGAGCCAAAGGGGGAAUGGGUCAAGAUGGCGCCGCUGCGGAUCCUGUCCUUUGACAUUGAGUGCUGCGGGCGGAAGGGUAUCUUCCCGGAAGCAGACCAGGACCCUGUCAUCCAGAUUGCCAACGUCGUCACAAAGUACGGAGAGAAGAAGCCGUUUGUGCGCAACGUGUUCUGCCUGGACACGACCAGCUCGAUCGUGGCGACGCAUGUCAUCGAAUUCGACAAGGAGGAGAAGAUGCUCAAGGCGUGGCAAGAGUUCCUGCUGCGCGUCGACCCCGACGUGAUCACGGGGUACAACAUUGCCAACUUUGACUUUCCGUAUCUCCUGGACCGCGCCAAGCACCUCAAGGUGCACGGGUUCGACCACUGGUCUCGCAUCCCCGGCGUUGUGUCCAAGGUGAAGGAGACCAACUUUUCCAGCAAGCAGCUCGGCAACCGCGAUUCGAAGACGACCAACACCAACGGUCGGCUGCAGCUCGACCUGCUGCAGCUCAUCCAGAGGGAUCACCACCUGCGAAGUUACACGCUGAACUCUGUCUGCUCGCACUUUCUGGGCGAGCAGAAGGAGGAUGUCCACUACACCAUGAUCACCGAGCUGUUCAACGGGACGCCCGAGUCACGACGUCGUCUCGCGCUGUACUGUCUAAAGGACGCCUAUCUGCCGCAGCGACUCAUGGACAAGCUCUCUUGUCUCGAGAACUACACGGAGAUGGCCCGUGUGACGGGUGUGCCCUUCAACAUGAUCCUGCCCCGCGGUCAGCAGAUUCGCUUCAUCAGUCAACUCUACCGUCGUGGCCUCGACCAGAAGCUGGUGAUUCCCGACCUGAAACCGGAGGGCGGUGACGAACAGUACGAGGGUGGCACCGUCAUCGAGCCCGUCAGGGGGUACUACGACCAGCCGAUCGCGACGCUCGAUUUUGCGUCGCUGUACCCCAGUAUCAUGCAGGCCCACAACCUCUGCUACACGACGCUGGUGAACAAGUCGGUCAUCCAGAAGCUCAAUCUCGUCAAGGACGAGGACUACAUCAUCACGCCCAAUGGCGACACAUUUGUGACCACCAAGCAAAGAAAGGGGCUGCUCGCGCAGAUCCUGGAGGAACUGCUGCUCGCACGCAAGCAGGCCAAACGAGAGCUGGCGCAGGAGACGGACCCGUUCAAAAAGGCCGUGCUGAACGGUCGCCAGCUGGCGCUCAAGGUCACGGCCAACAGUGUGUACGGGUUGACGGGCGCGUCGCAGACGGGCAAGCUCCCGUGUCUCGAGAUUGCGCGGAGCACAACGAGUUUCGGCCGCCAGAUGAUCGAGAUGACGCGCGACGAGGUGGAGAAGAAGUUUACGAUUGCGAAUGGGUACGCGCACGACGCGCAGGUCAUCUACGGCGACACGGAUUCGGUCAUGGUCAAGUUUGGGACCGGGGACCUCGCCGAGGCGAUGAAGCUGGGCGAGGAGGCGUCGGGCUACGUGACGUCCAAGUUUGUGAAGCCGAUCAAGCUCGAGUUUGAAAAGGUGUACUUUCCGUACCUGCUGAUCAACAAGAAGCGCUAUGCCGGGCUGUACUGGACCAGGCCCGACAAGCACGACAAGAUGGACACCAAGGGCAUCGAGACGGUGCGACGCGACAACUGCACGCUGGUGCAGACUGUCAUCGAGAAGGUGCUGCGGAUGAUUCUCAUAGACCGGGACGUCCCAGGCGCGCAGGAGUACGUCAAGGACAUGAUUGCGGACUUGCUGCAGAACAAGGUGGACAUGUCGAAGCUGGUCAUCACCAAGGCGCUGUCCAAGGACGACUACGCCGCGAAGCAAGCGCACGUGGAGCUGGCGCAGCGGAUGAAGAAGCGCGACGCCGGCUCGGCGCCGGGUCUGGGGGAUCGCGUGGCGUACGUGAUGGUGCGCGGCGCAGCGGGGGCGAAGAACUACGAAAAGUCGGAAGACCCCAUCUACGUGUUGGAGAACAAUGUGCCCAUUGACACGCGGUACUACCUGGACAACCAGCUGGCGAAGCCACUGGGCCGCAUCUUCGAGCCCAUCCUGGGGGAGACCAAGGCCAACUCGCUGCUGACGGGGGCGCACACGCGGACCAUCUCCGUGGCGGCGCCGUCGGUGGGGGGGCUGAUGAAGUUUGCCAAGAAGACGCAGACGUGCAUGGGGUGCAAGAAGCCGCUGACGGGCCAGGAGGAGAGCGCGGGGGCGGUGUGCAGCAACUGCGCGCCGCGGGUGGGCGAGCUGUACAAGAAGACGCUGGAUCGCGUGUCGGACCUCGAGGUGCGGUUCGGGCGGCUGUGGACGCAGUGCCAGCGGUGCCAGGGCAGCAUGCACUGCGAGGUGAUCUGCAGCAGCAAGGACUGUCCUAUUUUCUACAUGCGGAUGAAGGCCAAGAAGGACCUGGAGGACGCGGGCAAGGAGCUGACGAGGUUUGACGCGGACCAGGCCGCCAUGUGGUAG
Messenger RNA from Emericellopsis cladophorae, 3324 nucleotides. RefSeq names its product DNA polymerase delta catalytic subunit-like protein. The record is from RefSeq and is a predicted model, not a curated record. Lineage: Eukaryota; Fungi; Ascomycota; Sordariomycetes; Hypocreales; Bionectriaceae. Gene Ontology annotation, biological process: base-excision repair, gap-filling; DNA-templated DNA replication; nucleotide-excision repair, DNA gap filling. Gene Ontology annotation, molecular function: DNA binding; nucleotide binding; DNA-directed DNA polymerase activity. The transcript has 3 exons. The coding region runs from base 1 to 3324 and encodes 1107 amino acids. Gene Ontology annotation, cellular component: delta DNA polymerase complex.